AUGUCCAGUUCCCCGCGCAAGACCCAGGCACCGACCCUGCAAAGCCGCACCAGUACGAAUAAGACCAACACAGCUAUAUCCAGCCGUGCACAAGCAAACAUGUUUGGCGCACCAAUAAAUGGCAGCAACAGGAUCCUCUGGCGGCUCGCCAAAGUGAAGCGAAAUUUGCAGGCGCUGGAAAGGAGCCAAACUUUGCCAUAUGCUCGAAGGGCCUAUAAAUUCAUGAAGCCCUUCGCGCAGUGCCGCCUGUUCGUUGUCUGUCAAAGGGACAUCCUCAAGCCAUUCGACCUGGGGCGGGAUGUGAAAGCGACGAGUGCCCAAGCACUCAACAUGCAGGCAGCCAUCAGCCGUCGGCUCGUGCCUCAAGAUGCGCAAGGUGGUGCCGUAAUCAGCAUAACCAUCCAUUGUGGCGCCGCACAUGCCAAAUUCGCGCCGGUCAAGCCGGGCGCCGUCUAUCAUCAUCAAGAAGGCAGAAAGGCAAGCAACCACCAAACCGUUGGCUAUGGGUGA
This is a messenger RNA of Monosiga brevicollis MX1, 510 nucleotides long. RefSeq lists its product as uncharacterized. The record is from RefSeq and is a predicted model, not a curated record. NCBI's taxonomy places the organism in Eukaryota, Choanoflagellata, Craspedida, Salpingoecidae. The transcript has 3 exons. Bases 1 to 510 code for a protein of 169 amino acids.